AUGGGAGAUUUGAAUCCAACCUCAAACAUCCCUCCACCUAUCUUGCAUUCAAGCUUUCUAGAAAAAACUCUUCACAUAAACUCUUCUGCAUCACUUAUUCACAGUUACAAGAGUAUUUUCAAUGGUUUUGUCGCCCGAUUAACUUAUGAUGAGGUUCACCUGAUUUACUCAAGGGAAGAAGUUGUGUCAAUAUUUCCUAAUGGAAAAAAUUAUAUGUAUACUACAAGAUCAUGGGACUUUUUGAAAUUUCCUCGAACAAUUAGAAGAGCGAAUGAAGUUGAGAGUAACAUCAUUGUUGGAGUAAUAGAUUCCGGAAUUUGGCCAGAGUUAGAUAGCUUUAGCGAUAUUGGAAUGGGAUCUCCACCGCCCAAAUGGAAAGGCUCAUGUAGUGGGCUACUAAAUUUCAAAUGUAACAAGAAAAUAAUUGGAGGAAGGUACUACAAAAGAAAUGGCCUUUUCUUACAAGAUGAUAUCAAGUCUCCAAGAGAUACCCUUGGUCAUGGAACUCAUGUAGCUUCAAUCAUUGUCGGAAAUCUUGUUAGUUCGGCAAACUUUUAUGGUUUUGGUGAAGGUACAGCACGAGGAGGAGUCCCUUCUUCGAGGAUUGCGGUAUAUAAAGUAAUUUGGUCUGAUGGUGCUUAUGACGCCGACAUCAUUCUCGCAUUCGAGGAUGCCAUCAAUGAUGGGGUUGACAUAAUAUCAGUUGCUGUGGGAAAAUCAUUUUUUAGAAACUAUAUGCUAAAAAGUUAUAUGAGAGAUUCUACAGCUGUUGGGAGUUUUCAAGCAAUGAGAAAAGGAAUUAUGACAAUAUGUGCUGCCGGAAACGAUGGCCCUGGACAUGAAACUGUCGUGAAUGUUUCUCCAUGGGGUCUUACCGUGGCAGCAAGCACGACUGAUCGAAAGUUCAUGAACUAUUUGAUGUUGGGUGAUACUCAUAUUUUACAGGAAUCUUCAUUGAAUGGAUCUACAUUGAAUGUGUUUGAUGAUACUAAUUUCUCCACUUUGGUGUAUGCUGGUGCUGUGCCAAAUAUAAAAGAGAAUAUUUCUAGUGAUGCAGCAAGACUUUGUCAAUCCGCAAACUCACUAGAUGCUAGACUUGUAAGAGGUAGGAUUGUCAUUUGUAUUGAAAACAAUUCGGGGGAAGCAGCUAUUUCCGCGGGUGCAAUUGGUAUGGUGAUAGUAUGUCCUCGCCGCAAUUAUGGGUUAGAAGAUUCAAUCUCAUCUUCCCUCCCAACAACUUUUCUUUACAAUAAAGAAUCAAGCAUGCUACUGAGAUAUUUGCGAAGAUCAAGGAAUUCAUCUGUAAGCAUAUCGAAAAGUCAUGAAAUAUUUGAUCUAUUUGCACCAUAUGUUGCACCCUUAUCAUCAAGGGGACCAAAUCCUGUAACACCUGAAAUUCUUAAGCCGGAUUUGUCUGCGCCUGGUGACAGAAUUUUGGCAGCAUGGAUACCUACGGUAUCUCCUUCAUUUUCGAUUAUAGAUACGAGAAGAUUGUCCUAUAACAUUAUUUCAGGCACAUCAAUGGCAUGCGCACAUGCUGCUGCUGCAGCCGCUUAUGUAAAAUCCUUUCAUCCAUCAUGGUCUCCGUCUGCUAUAAAAUCUGCACUUAUGACCACUGCAGGCCAGAGAAACCAUCUUGCAGAAUUUGGUUAUGGAGCAGGCCAGAUAAACCCUGUAAGUGCCAUUAAUCCUGGCCUUGUGUAUGAUGCAAAUCUAGCUGAUUAUGUGCAGUUCUUGUGUGGCCAAAACUACACUAACAAACAGUUGAGCCUUGUUACGGGUGACGAAAUUGUUUGCACUCAUUAUGGGAGUAAAGCUUCUUUAAAUCUUAACAUGCCUUCAUUUUCCAUCCCUAUCAUUCCGUCAAAUACUCCUUUUAACAUCUCCUUGAGUAGGAAAGUUACCAACGUGGGAUCGUUAAGAUCUACUUACUUCGCCAAGAUUCUUACUCUGCCUACAUUCAGAAUACGAGUGGUUCCGAGCACACUUUCUUUCACUUACGUUGGACAAACUCAGUCAUUUAGAUUGAUUGUUGAGGGAAUAAUGAAACCAUACACGGCAGUUUCGACUUCUUUGUCAUGGGUAAGUGACACAAACACAGUGAGAAGUCCCAUUAUUAUUUUGGAUGAUACGAGAUCACGAUAA
Molecule: messenger RNA, 2145 nt
Organism: Impatiens glandulifera
Lineage: Eukaryota; Viridiplantae; Streptophyta; Magnoliopsida; Ericales; Balsaminaceae
Product: cucumisin-like
Exons: 9
Coding region: 1-2145 (714 amino acids)
Biological process (GO): proteolysis
Molecular function (GO): serine-type endopeptidase activity
Source: RefSeq, a predicted model, not a curated record